Oncorhynchus masou masou (cherry salmon) is the source of this 2503-nucleotide messenger RNA. Its product is annotated as gastrula zinc finger protein XlCGF48.2-like. Lineage: Eukaryota; Metazoa; Chordata; Actinopteri; Salmoniformes; Salmonidae. The record is from RefSeq and is a predicted model, not a curated record. Gene Ontology annotation, cellular component: nucleus. The transcript has 4 exons. The coding region runs from base 740 to 2053 and encodes 437 amino acids. Gene Ontology annotation, biological process: regulation of transcription by RNA polymerase II. Gene Ontology annotation, molecular function: DNA-binding transcription factor activity, RNA polymerase II-specific; RNA polymerase II cis-regulatory region sequence-specific DNA binding.
GCUCUGGAGCAACAAACCGCCCUUGCUGUCUCUGCCUGGCCGGUUCCCCUCUUUCCACUGGGAUUCUCUGCCUCUAUCCCUAUUACAGGGGCUGAGUCACUGGCUUACUGGGGCUCUCUAAUGCCGUCCCUGAAAGGGGUGCGUCACCUGAGUGGGCUGAUUCACUGAUGUGUUUAUCCUGUCUGAGUUGGUGCCCCCCCUUGGGUUGUGCCAUGGUGGAGAUCUUUGUGGCUAUACUCAGCCUUGUCUCAGGAUGGUAAGUUGGUGGUUGAAGAUAUCCCUCUAGUGGUGUGGGGGCUGUGCUUUGGCAAAGUGGGUGGGGUUAUAUCCUUCCUGUUUGGCCCUGUCCGGGGGUGUCAUCGGAUGGGGCCACAGUGUCUCCUGACCCCUCCUGUCUCAGCCUCCAGUAUUUAUGCUGCAGUAGUUUAUGUGUCGGGUGGCUAGGGUCAGUUUGUUAUAUCUGGAGUACUUCUCCUGUCCUAUUCGGUGUCCUGUGUGAAUUUAAGUGUGCUUUCUCUAAUUCUCUCUUUCUUUCUCUCUCUCGGAGGACCUGAGCCCUCGGACCAUGCCCCAGGACUACCUGACGUGAUGACUACUUGCUGUCUCCAGUCCACCUGGCCGUGCUGCUGCUCCAGUUUCAACUGUUCUGCCUUAUUAUUAUUCGACCAUGCUGGUGAAGGAGGUCUCACUGGAGGCCACAGGAGCUUUGUGAAGCCAGUGGGACACAAACCAUGGAGAGAUGGCCAACCAAUCACUGUUAUCCUGGGGUCAAGCUGGAGAGGUCAAGGACCUGACUCAGCACCAAGGAGGUGAAGGAAAUCUCACUGGAGGCUACAGGAGCUUUGUGAAGCUAGCGGGACACAAAACAUGGAGAGAUGACCAACCAAUCACUGUUGAUGAGGGGAGUAGAACCUCAACUCAGCACGUUAUCGUGAUAGAGCCUGCAGAUGCAGAGGCUGCAGGUCCUGGGGUCAAGCUGGAGAGGUCUGAAGGAGAGGAGGACCCACGACACAGCAGAAACAUCCAGGCUGGAGCGGCUGGAGCGCCCUCUGUAGCCACGGAGGACCCCACCACAAUGCUAGUUCCGCCCAGGAUCCGACGCAGCAUCACAGAGGACAGUGGAACGCAGAACGCUGUCCUUAAGUCAGAGACAGACACAGAGACUUUAACUGUAACACAAAGGAUUUUGCACACAGGAUCUGACCACAGGUCAGACCCAGAGAUACUGGAGCUGGGGGGACUGGGCUGUCGUUCUGCUCCCGGCUCAGAGUAUUUACUUUACGGUAACCCAAGGACAGUUCUGUCCCAUCAGGAUUCAGGUGACGCAUUACAGACUGGCAAUGAUCCAUCUUGUUCUUACACUGCAGAGACAGGGAUGAUACCUGGUGACAUGCCUGUGGGCUUAGAUACACAGACUAAUCCAAUGAGAGGGGACUGGAACCGGUACAGUAGUAGUGUGUACUCUGAAGACUGCCUGGAUGAGAAAGGGGAGGGUCUGGCCUUAGAUGAUGUGACUGUGAAAAUGGAGGGCGACGCUCCUCUGACAUGGAAUGAAGUCGAGACUCAUUUAGGAGAAGGACACUCGCAGGACAACAGCAGUGACUUCUUAGACUACAGGGAAAACUUAGAUACAAAUCUAAAUGUCACAACCAACUCCUCUUUACACCCAGUGUCCAUGUCAAUGACACCUUCCGAUUCACAAGGCCUGUUCGAUCAGGUAUUGAACUCAAAUGACCAAAGGUCCAAGGCUCGGGGAGGGGGAGCAAAAAUUUGCAGUAAAGAGAAGCGGUUCCUUUGCAUGUUCUGUAAUAAAGGCUUCAGCUGCCCCCAGAAGGUGGAGAUUCACCAGAGGGUCCACACAGGGGAAAAACCCUACAGCUGUACCCAGUGCCACAUGCGCUUUGCCCAUGCUGGCAACCUGAAGAGGCACCAGAGGGUUCACACAGGGGAGAAACCCUACAGCUGUCCCCAAUGUGAGAAAAGGUUCUCCCAUCAGCACCACCUGAAGAUGCACCUGAAGGUCCACACGGGAGAGAGGCCAUUCAGAGAGUAACUACCUUAGGAUACAGCAGCAGAAAAAACAUUCCCAAUCUAUAACAUAGAAAGUAACCAUUCCACUUGAUAGCUUCUGACUUUGACAUCAAACCCUGAAUUAAAGACAAAGAUGAGUGUUGUCAACAGAAAAGAUCCACAGAUGCAUUUUGGAAUAAUGAGAGUAACAGAUUUCAGUGUUGAAUAUUCCUGGGUAGAAUAUUGCAUCCAGACAUUGUGAUAUAUAAGGCAUAUAUAAGCCUAAUGAGUCUGUUACAUAUUGUGUUUGUACUGUGUAUGAUAUAUGAUGUUCACAAAUUUCAUUCCUUCCAUUCAACUACUUGUUUUUUUUGCCCAAGACACUUUUAAUGAGUAUAUUAAUAACAGUCUAUCAGGUUCAUGCAGAUGUAUGUGUGUUUUCAUAUGGUGAAUUUAAAACGUGUAUGUUUAAUAAAUAAACAUUUUGACUUUG